This is a messenger RNA of Hipposideros armiger (great roundleaf bat), 1680 nucleotides long. RefSeq names its product stem-loop histone mRNA binding protein (gene SLBP). Gene Ontology annotation, molecular function: histone pre-mRNA stem-loop binding; mRNA binding. Gene Ontology annotation, biological process: mRNA 3'-end processing by stem-loop binding and cleavage; mRNA transport. The transcript has 8 exons. Gene Ontology annotation, cellular component: histone pre-mRNA 3'end processing complex; cytoplasm. The record is from RefSeq and is a predicted model, not a curated record. Bases 73 to 900 code for a protein of 275 amino acids. NCBI's taxonomy places the organism in Eukaryota, Metazoa, Chordata, Mammalia, Chiroptera, Hipposideridae.
GCUGUUGGGGGCGGGGGCGCGCAGUCUGUCAGCGCCGCCGGGGAGGACUCGCCGGUCGUCGCAGCGCUGGAUAUGGCCUGCCGCUCGCAAAGCCCCCCUAGGUAUCGGAGCCGCAUCGACCGCGACGCUAGCCCGCCGCCCCCCGCGAGAUGGAGCCUCGGGCGCAAGCGCAGAGCCGAUGGCAGGCGCAGGACGGCGGAGGACGCCGAGGGCCUCGCAAAGCCGGCGGACGACCGCAGACCUGACAGCUUUACCACCCCCGAAGGCCCAAAGCCCCAUCCUAGAUGUACAGACUGGGCCAGUGCAGUCGAAGAAGAUGAAAUGAGGACCAAAGUUAACAAAGAAAUUGCAAGAUAUAAAAGAAAACUCCUCAUAAAUGAUUUUGGAAGAGAGAGAAAAUCAUCAUCGGGAAGUUCUGAUUCUAAGGAGUCUACGUCUGCAGUGCCGGCCGACUUGGAGACAGAUGAGAGUGUCCUGAUGAGAAGACAGAAGCAGAUCAACUACGGGAAGAACACCAUCGCCUAUGAUCGCUACAUCAAAGAAGUCCCAAGACACCUUCGGCAGCCUGGCGUUCACCCCAAGACCCCCAACAAAUUUAAGAAGUACAGUCGACGAUCGUGGGACCAGCAGAUCAAGCUCUGGAAGGUGGCUCUUCAUUUCUGGGACCCUCCAGCUGAAGAAGGAUGUGAUUUUCAAGAAAUACAUCCUGUAGACCUCGGGGCAAUGGAGACCGAAUCGACAGAAAGCAGCACCGAGUCCCAGACCAGCUCCCAGGACAACUUUGAUAUGUACUCUGGCACACCCACCAAAGUUAGACACGUGGACUGCCAAGCGGAGGAUGAGUUUGACUUGGAAGCUUGCUUAACUGAACCCUUGAAAGACUUCUCGGCCAUGAGCUAACUAACUGGUGCCCUGCAGAGGCCCCUGACAGACAGCACCUGGCCAGGGAGGGCCAGCCCAGCAUGCGUUGCUGCCCUUGUCACCGGUGGCUUCUGUUAAUAGUUUAUUAUGUCGUGAAUCGUUAUCCUUGCCUUAUUUUCUUAAACAAUUUUAUGUAUAGUGAAUGUAUGUUGCAUGUUUUAAAUUGUAAAUGGAACUAAAUCCAAUGAAAAUUGAACGUGAAGCAAUCUCGCAGCAAACUUAAUUGCUUAACCCCCACUGAGUGGACAAGCACACUUCAACUGGUUUCCACAGGGUUUUAGAUGCUAGUUGUCAGAUGUCGGGUUUGAGUUGACCCAGUGUCCACAGGUGCAGUCUGGUAUCAGCUUUCUUUACUGGGGUCUGCUGAAGUCUUCUCCCGUGGGACACCUUUAACAUCUCUAUGGAAAUGUCAGUUUGUCAGUAUGUCAAGGUGGCUUUUCCCUCCCACAGAGCACUGAAUAGCUUAAGAUGUUGAGCUGUUAAAUUAAUAGAUUUUAUGUAAGUUAUGCGGUCUGAAUUUGGUACUUGUAAAUAGUGCCACGUAGGCCUCCUACCAAGAAUACUUCAAGAGUUAAGGCAGCAGCAGGAUUUAGAAAGAAUGUUUUUUUACACAGUUAAUUUACCAUGUAAAAUUGCUGUAAAUGAUGAUGUAUACAGAUUUUCUGUUCAGAUAUCCAAUUGUAAACUUCUUGUUGAGACUCUUGUUUCUAUUGCUUUUGUAUGGAAUGGCAUUGCAAAAAUAAAAAGUAAAGAACCUUA